This is a messenger RNA of Cuscuta epithymum, 3760 nucleotides long. NCBI's taxonomy places the organism in Eukaryota, Viridiplantae, Streptophyta, Magnoliopsida, Solanales, Convolvulaceae. The record is from the annotation of a GenBank genome assembly.
GGACGGUAAAAUUGUAUAAUUUUAAAUUAUAGAUUAUUAUAGCAAAAAGAACAUUAUAAACAUUCAUCCGCUAUCCUUGAGGCCCAGUCUAUUUAUAUUGUCCCGGGCACAUAAAAUGUCAGGACCGGACCUGCCUCAGAGGAAAGUAUUAUUCAACUCAAAUCUAGUGCAUAAAUCCAAACAUCUGCUCCAAAUGAUUCUUCGAUUCUCCUCUGCUUAGAAGAGAGUGGGGGAAAGCUCGCUAUUCGGUUGAAAUAAAAGUCCAGAACUGAAAUAAUAAAACAAAAUUGAAAAUAGAAAAAUUUAAAAGUGAAAAGGAAAAACAGCCAAGACAUUAAUGAUAUACAGGCCACAAAAGUGGCCCAACACUAAGAGCAUCUCCAAUGGUUCUCUUUUGAGUGAAGAUAAAUUUUGCCAAAUGUCAAUUAUUUAAAGCAGUGUGUUUCCACAUAAGAUGCACAUCAAAAGACAUUAAUAAGAGGUGUCCAAUGCAUGAUGUUGAUCAAUUAAUGGAACUACCUUUUAAAAAGAAAAUUUAAACACAUAUCGAAAUAAACUCAUAAACGGAAAUCCUUGGUUUCCGUAAACCUAUAUACCUAAACCCAUAAACCAAAUCAUGGGCAGCCAUAUCACUCCAAGGCAUAAAACAGGAACGAAGUAUCAAAGUUGAGCUAAUGUCAUCUGAAGAAUCUGAAUUCAGCUCCACUGCUGCAUCAUCAUCAAGCACAGAGUCACUUUCUCUUAUCAAGUCAAUUUUUAGGGAUGAUGAUGAAGAAGCUGACUCAUUCAUGGUUGAAACUGCCACGGUUCAGGUUCCAAUUUUGAUUUCAACGUUUUUAACAGGUAAAAAACGUGGACAUGGGGGCUCAACUGUUGGUAGACAAUACAUUUAUCGUGAUAGGAAAGAUCGCCAUGAUUUGAUUAAAAGUGACUACUUCAUUGGUGAGAAGUCAAAGUAUACUCCAGAUAAGUUUCGUCGUCGAUUUCGUAUGGAUAUUAAGCUAUUCGAGCGAAUUUUGCAUGCAGUAGAAAAUUACGAUAAUUACUUUACACAAAAGGUUGAUGCCGCUGGAAAAUGAUAGAUGGGUGGCGUAAAUUGGUUCAUAUUGUGAGGUGGGAUAGAGUAUGCAGUAGGUGGGUUGAAUUGAUUCAAACUGUGCGAUGUCAUGGUGUAAUUGGAUGGAGGAUUAAAUUGGUUCAUGCUCAUUGGGGGCAUGGAGUAACUAGUAGGCUGCCUAGUAUUUGCAAACUCAGACAAGUCUUGUGAAUCCAUUUAUGCUGCUUUGAUAAAUAAAUUUAGUCAUUACAGUACCAUAACACAUUAAACAAAGCAAUACGAAGCAAAGGAUUAUUAUGAUACUUUUACCUCCAUCACAGUUGAAGGAAUCCAAAUAACUAGUUCAUUCUAAACUAUUAAACAAUAGAGUGGAAUCCUAAUAAUAGCACAUCAUCCAAAUAUAAGUGAAGUAUAUCAUUCUAAACUACGUAGUAAUUAAUAAUAGAUAGCAUUGCAUUGUUCAGCUUUCAAUUUUAUUAGCAUGUAAUUCCAUUUGCAGUGUGUUUUUUAUAUUCAUGUGUACUUUUAUGUUUGCAUACGAAUUUUCAUUUACACAAGUAAAAGACAUUUUUUUUCCAAAUUGGUAAAUCACAAAUUCAAUAUUCAUAGAAUUCAUUUAUCACAAAUAACAAUUCAAAUAAAAUAAGAACAACACUCUGUAUAAGAAAUCCAAAGUACUACGGUUCUGCCAAAUAAACAAAAGUAAAGUAUUUACAUGAGUUUACUAGUUCCAAAAUUGCAGAAGAAGAAUGGUAGUUUCCGCCCAAAAUCCGUGUUUCAUCUACCGGCAAGCAUCGGGAAUUAACAAAAAGUAAAACAAUACGGAGUAUAAGACAAACCCCACCCACCCAAAUCAAAUCUAUUAUAUUCCAUUUGUUUGAGAAAUAAAAUAAAGCAACAUGAAAUCAGAAGUAAAAUACCUCUAAUUAGAAGAACUCUCACCGGCCGGAUAUGAAACAACUCUCACCGGAAGACUUGGAUAAGAACACCUGGGGAAAUGGACACGGUGACUUGAGUUUCUGGCUGAGGCGGCCAAUAAUAUAUACACUGCUGUGAAAAUAGUGAGAUUCAUAGAAUUAGGUUUGGGCGGGGGAAUUGCCGCCACUUUUUUCAGAGAUGGAGUGCUUUUUUUUUUUGCGGAAUUGUGCGUAAAUGGCUCUCACAGCGUGAAACUUGCUUUCAGAAAACCAACAGAGAGGUCGAAAGCGUUGGAUACAGGUCAGAUUAAAAGGAACCGUCAAAGAGUGGGUUGGAGAUGAAAAAAUCACCACACUUUUUAUAUUGAUGAUGUGGCACAAAAUUUUAACGUCCAAAGAGCUCCACUGGAGAUGCUCUAACAAAAGGAUCGAAAGCGGUGGCUGUGAUGCUCUUCCGGUGUCCGCGUCUUCCUCCGCGCAAUCCAUAUCGUCCAUCGACCAGACAAGGACGAGCCAAAGAGCAACCACUGCCCAGCCUCCGGCGCACCGCUUCGACAGACCCACCGCGGUACCACCGACCUUCCACCGCUGCCGCACCCCUCCGCCUCACCGCCAUACUACUUCUGAUCGACCAUUCAUUACUCUUCCAUAUCCAGUGAAUUGGCCAUCGCCUAUCACCAUCAGACUUGGCACAACUUUCUCAAUUAGUCAGUGUCCCUUAUGCGUACUGCUUCUUUAGUGAACUAUAGUGGAUUUCGGUUUCUUCAAAGCUGCAUCAACGGUCUUCUUCAACUUCCCCGUACUUCCUCUACACCGUUCCCUCUGCAGUCCAGCUUUCGCAUAUUAACUAUAAUGGAUUCACACAAAAACCCAACCUCUUCUUUUUCUGGGUUUGCACCUUCAAAGCACAGCCACGGUAGAGGGAGAGGAUUUAAUGCAAGGGGUAACAGUGAAAGGUCGAGCAGUCUUGGUGGUGGCUCUGGAAAAGAUAAAGUCGAUGCUCUUGGUCGGUUACUAGUUCGAAUUCUUCGUCACAUGGCUUCAGAGCUAAAUUUGAAUAUGAGGAGCGAUGGGUUUGUCAAGGUCCAAGAUCUAUUGAAACUACAUCUAAAAACAUUUGCCAAUAUUCCAUUGAGGUUGCACACAGUUGAUGAUAUCAAAGAGGCAGUCAGAAAAGAUAACAAACAAAGGUUAAGCUUGUUAGAAGAAAGUGGAGAGCUUUGGGUUCGUGCAAACCAAGGGCACUCAAUAGAGACGGUUGAAACAGAAAGCUUGUUGAAACCAAUCAUUUCAGCUGAAGAAGUGCCAGUUUGUGUGCAUGGGACAUACAAGAAGGAUUUGCAAUCGAUUUUAGAGCAAGGUCUCAAACGCAUGAGAAGAUUGCAUGUACACUUCUCAUGUGGCUUACCAACCGAUGGUGGUGUAAUUAGUGGAAUGAGGCGAGAUGUCAAUAUGCUCAUCUUUCUGGAUGCCAAAAAAGCAUUGGAAGAAGGAAUGAAGCUUUACAUCUCAGAAAACAAAGUCAUCUUGACUGAAGGUUUUGAUGGAGUAGUGCCGGUGAAGUAUUUUCAGAAAAUAGAAUCAUGGCCAGACAGAAAAUCUAUCUCAUUUCGUACUGUUUAGUCUUUUAUGAUAUCUACGUUUUUUGUAUUUGUUACAUUUAUAAUCUUUGUUUUUACAUUAUGUUUUGGCGUGUCUAUGAAAUUGCUAGAGAUAUGUUAAUUAAUUGAAAUGCAAUUAUGUGACAUCAAAUCAUCCUUACGCUCAAUGGCAAACUCACCUUGUG